AUGUACCUACCAACCUUGGUGGCACUUUCUGUGCUGCUCUGCUCUUCACUCUUGGUAAAUGGAGGGAAAGUAUUAGUGUUCCCGAUAGAGGGAAGCCACUGGAUCAACAUGAAAGUCAUCGUUGAAGAGCUUCACUCCAGACGCCAUGAAAUCACGGUGUUGCGGCCAUCGGACAGUUGGUAUAUCAAGGCAGAAUCCCAUCAAUACAAGACCAUCACCAUAAAUUCUCCAGGUGGUUGUGAUGAGGAAAGCUUGGGGUCAUUUACAUACAAAUUAAUGAACAUGCGGCGGGAAGGCGCCUCAAUUUGGAGUCGUAUAUCUCUGGAGUAUGAAUUUCUGACACAGUCCUAUCAGUUGAAUAAGCAGAUGGUGAAGAUGAUGGUCGAUGUGUUUGAGAACAAGAAACUGAUGCAGAGCCUCCACGAUGGCAAAUAUGAUGUGGUUCUGACAGACCCUGCAUUAGGAGGAGGGGUACUUCUGGCUCACCGUUUGGGUCUUCCACUUGUUUUAAACGUGAGGUGGACUGUUCAGGGUGAGGCUCAUCAUUCAAUUGCUCCUUCCCCAUUGUCUUAUGUCCCAAUCCCAGCGACAGAGCUGACUGACAAGAUGACGUUUUCCCAGCGGGUUAGGAACUUCCUUUUCUAUUUCUAUACACGUUUUCAAAUCAAGUGCAUCAAAGACCCAAACUACCAACCAUUUGUCAAUCGUUACUUCGGCCCUGAUGUUCACUACAUGGAGCUGUUCCAAGCAGCAGACAUCUGGUUGAUGAGGAAUGAUUUUACUUUUGAGUUUCCCCGCCCCACAAUGCCCAACGUCAUCUACAUGUCAGGAUUUCAGUGCAAACCCUCUAAGCCCCUCUCUAAAGAACUAGAGGAUUUUGUGCAGAGCUCUGGUGAACAUGGCAUCAUUGUUAUGACAUUGGGCACCUUGGUCGGAAAUCUUCCUCAAGACAUGACUGAGGACAUUGCUGCUGCUUUCGCCCAACUUCCUCAAAAGGUUAUCUGGAGGCACACAGGCAAAAGACCAUCCACCCUCGGCGACAAUACUUUGCUUGUGGACUGGCUGCCUCAAAAUGACCUACUGGGUCACCCUAAGACCAGAGUGUUUGUGGCCCAUGGAGGCACGAAUGGUCUUCAGGAGGCCGUUUACCAUGGCGUUCCCCUGGUCGGCCUGCCCCUCAUGUUCGACCAACAUGACAACUUCUUCAGGAUGAAAGUAAGAGGUGUGGCCAAAGUGCUGGACAUUUCAACUGUGAACAAAGACAACUUCCUGGAGGCACUAAAGGAGGUGCUCUAUGAGCCGUCCUACAGGGAGAAGAUGAAGGCGCUGUCCAACCUGCACAGAGAUCAGCCCAUGAAACCCCUGGAUCGUGCCGUAUUCUGGAUUGAGUUUGUCAUGAGACACAAAGGAGCUCCGCAUCUAAGGACAGAAUCUUACAAGAUGUCCAGGAUCCAGUACCACUCCAUUGAUGUAGUGGCGUUUCUGCUGGUAAUUAUUCUGCUAGUUGUAACUGUUUUCAUCGCAGCAGUAAAGAUUUUGUGGCGGAUUGUGUUUUGUAGAAGCAAAGUCAAAAAGGAAUGAUGAAUGUGCCGCAACGUAGUUUUGAUACUGUCACUUUCUGGAAAUUGAUUUCAUGUAAA
This is a messenger RNA of Thunnus maccoyii (southern bluefin tuna), 1640 nucleotides long. RefSeq names its product UDP-glucuronosyltransferase 2B20-like. Bases 1 to 1581 code for a protein of 526 amino acids. The transcript has a single exon. The record is from RefSeq and is a predicted model, not a curated record. NCBI's taxonomy places the organism in Eukaryota, Metazoa, Chordata, Actinopteri, Scombriformes, Scombridae. Gene Ontology annotation, molecular function: UDP-glycosyltransferase activity.